GGUCCAGGGCAUCAGGAACGCUGUUUCGAGAGGCACCGGCCAGCGCAGCGGGCUGGCAGUCUGAAGAAAUGGGAGACUGGAGCUUCCUGGGGAGACUGUUGGAGAAUGCACAGGAGCACUCCACGGUCAUUGGCAAGGUCUGGCUGACAGUCCUGUUCAUCUUCCGAAUCCUGGUGCUAGGAGCUGGGGUGGAGUCGGUGUGGGGAGAUGAGCAGUCAGGCUUCACCUGCAACACCCAGCAGCCAGGCUGCAUGAACGUGUGCUACGACAAAGCCUUCCCCAUCUCCCACACCCGCUUCUGGGUGCUGCAGAUCAUCUUCGUGUCCACGCCCACCCUCAUCUACCUGGGGCAUGUGCUGCACAUCGUGCGCAUGGAAGAGAAGAAGAAAGGGAGGGAGGAAGAGAAGCUGAAGGGAGGCAGCCUACACCUCAGACCCGAUGGGCAGUGUGGGCCCAGGAACCACAGCCAGAAGGACAAAUUCAUUCUGCAGGACAACCGGGGCAAGGUCCGAAUUGCUGGGGCCCUGCUCCGGACCUACAUAUUCAACAUCAUCUUUAAGACACUGUUUGAAGUGGGCUUUAUCGCUGCACAGUACUUUCUGUAUGGCUUUGAGCUAAAGCCACUCUACCACUGUGACCGGUGGCCCUGCCCCAACAUGGUAGACUGCUUCAUCUCCAGGCCCACAGAGAAGACCGUCUUCAUCAUCUUCAUGCUGGUCGUGGCCUGCCUGUCCCUCUUACUCAACGUGCUAGAGAUAUACCACCUGGGCUGGAAGAAGCUUAAACAGGGCAUGACCAACCACUAUGGCCCAGACACCAUUGAAUCCAGGGUGGGGGCAGCAAUAUCUGGGGAUGUGAUCCCACUCCCUCCCACUAGGCCACAGACACUGGUGCUUGGGGUGCCCUUGUACUACACGCUCUCUGUCUCUUCCCUGGGAUGGGCAACAAUCAAUUAUUCCAGGGCCCCUCCACCAGCAACAGACUUCAACAUGGCAGCUCUUUCCCAAACACAGGGGAAGGGCCACCCUGACAAAUUCUACAAUAGUAACCACCACCUGAUAAUGACAGAGCAGAAUUGGGCCAACCAGGAGCCUGAGCAGCAUUCUGUGAGGAAGUUCUCCCCACCUGUGUCCACAUCUUCCUCCUUUACCCCUCCAGGCAGCCCCCUGCAAGCCCCUCAGGAGGGCAGAGGAGGCAGCAAAGAAUCUGUCGUGUUGGAGAAUGGGGUCAGCAGCCUCCUGGGAGAGAGCAGACUGGAAGUGACUCCUGAUGAGCAGCAGCAGGCAGUGACGGCUGUGGAGAUGCACAUGCCCCCUUUGCUGCCCACAGACCCCAGACGGUCAAGCAAGGCCAGUAAGGCCAGCAACAGUCAGGCCAGACCCAAUGACUUGGCCAUCUAGUGGUGGUCUCCCCAGAGAGCUUUAUAAUGACCACUUUUCUAGCAUCAAAACCAAAGUGCACUUCAAUUGAGCAGCUAGAGAGCCUAGCGUGACAGAGAGCACUGGAGUGGGGGGAGAAGACCACCCGAGAGGUCAGGUUUCUGUGUCCGUGCUUGCUGUCCUUAACGCUGGAGGUGGAGUGGGGAGGAUGACAAUGCUUUCUAUGGGGGAUGGGGGCAAAGUGGUGUGCAGGGUCUGAUGCCCUUUAAAGAUAUUCAUGGUACCCAAGAGCCCUGAGCCAGGAGACCUUCUCAGGUGUUUCUGUCUCUGUGGCGAACUGUUCUUCGAUGAUAAAGAGGCAGGUGUCCGCAGUCACUUCAGUUUGGGGCCAUUGGGUUUUCUGUCCUGAGCUCUCCGGAGCCUCUGGGCAGCCCAGAAGCUCAUAGCUGCACUUCGCCCUAUCUCUGUUUGAUACUUUCAACUCAGAGUUGAAGUUCAUUUGGGAUAUUUGCCAAACUGCACUAAAAGGAGACUUAGAGCAAGCCUAUGUAGUGUCAUUUGAGAUUCUGAAAUUCCAUGUGAAGCCCAGGAUAUCCAAGUGCAGGUUUCAUGACAAAUAACAAUGAACAGCUCCCCCAGAGGCAGAGAUUUGUGGGUGGUGGCACAGAGGGGGCUGGGAAGAAAGCAGGUGGAAAUGUAGCCACACUUGAGAUCACUUUUAACAAAGAAACAGAAGCAGUAAUGUGGCAGGCACGCCUUUGUGUGGUUGUUUUUUUUGUUUUGUUUUUUGUUGUUGUUGUUGUUAUUUUCUGCUUUGAAUUGUACGUAUAGGUCUAUAUUUCCCACUUUCUCUCUUUCUAAAAAAAUAUAAGAAAUGUAUUACUAUUACAUGGAUAUUGACCAAAAUAGUGAUUAUUUGUCCCUUUUCCCACCAGUAAAGAUUUGAAAUUUCUUUUAAAAUAAAUGCUUUGACUUCAUGAGUCGGUUCAUUACUAUGAGAAGGUAAAAAAUGAAAUAAAAUCAGGGGAAAACUUAAGUGCCUUUGAAAUACUUGAGGUUCUAAAAUGGCAGGUUAAAAGUUAACUGCUGCUGCCAGGAAAAUUAUUUUUACAGGUGAAUGAAUAAACUACACCUUUUUAACAGUGAAAAUGAACUUUAUGUUUCCUAGCCAUUCUUUGUGGACAGCCCAGUAACUUUCUAAAGUGUAAAUAAAAGU
This is a messenger RNA of Myotis brandtii (Brandt's bat), 2595 nucleotides long. It is a transcript of the gene GJA3, whose product is annotated as gap junction protein, alpha 3, 46kDa. Gene Ontology annotation, cellular component: connexin complex. Gene Ontology annotation, biological process: cell communication. Lineage: Eukaryota; Metazoa; Chordata; Mammalia; Chiroptera; Vespertilionidae. The record is from RefSeq and is a predicted model, not a curated record.